Molecule: messenger RNA, 1948 nt
Organism: Papaver somniferum (opium poppy)
Lineage: Eukaryota; Viridiplantae; Streptophyta; Magnoliopsida; Ranunculales; Papaveraceae
Exons: 4
Coding region: 57-1544 (495 amino acids)
Source: RefSeq, a predicted model, not a curated record
CUGAUUAAUCUCUCUCUUUCUCUCUCUUAGGGUUAGGGUAUUAGAUUUUGGAAGAUAUGGAGAAUCAAAAGAAACCCCAUGUUAAUUCUGUAAAUGUAAUCCCUCCAGAUGAUCAGAGAUGCAGGAGAAGCGAUGGAAGGGGAUGGAGAUGCAAGAAUAUCUUAAGUAGUUCUCACAAUCCAAGCUAUUACUGUGAUCAACAUUACAAUUCUGAUUGGUACCAAACUAAACACAAGAAGCAGAUUCAAAGGGGGGAACUUGGAAAACCUACUCAUGAUUCCUCUGAUGAUGAAAUUCAGUUGAAGAAACAAAGGGUUGAAACUGCAGAGAAGAGCAUUGAUCAUCAGUUCAAGAAAUCGAGAGAAUUGGAAGAAGAAGAAGAAGAAACCCAGAUGGUUAAAUUGGAGAAAAUUUUGGGGGUUUGUAAAAAAAAGUGUCUUGAAUUGCUGGCGGAGCUUGAUCAAAAGGCAAUGGAGUGUAUUGGGAUUCAGGGAGAGUUAGAUGAAUUAGAAUCAAUGAAGAUCGCUGCUGAAAAUGAGUUGAAGGAGUUCAAGAGGAGCCAAGAAAGAAGGAGAAGCUUAGAUGGAUUGGGUUGGGGGAAAAAGGAGGAAAGAACAUCUGGAAGAAUCAGUUACUUGGAGGGAGAAUUGAAAAGGUUGGAGAAAGAUAUGGAACAUGAGAAGGGUGAGGUUGAAUUUUGGAGGAAUAAGUUUUUCGAUUCGGAGGUCAGAGUCUUGAGGAUGGAAAAUGGAAGUGUAGAAUCUCGAAUUUACUUACCAAAUGAUGCUCCUCACAGUGGUGAAACGGUAGGAGAUAACGAGUUGAGCCAACAAGGGAGGCAUUGUUCUCGUGUGUCUGAGUUCCAAACCAAAGGUAAGGUCUUGAAUAAGGAUGAAGUUGACAAGAAUGCACAUCGUCGAGUGAAAGAAGAAGUUCUGGGAUGCCCUGAUAUGAGCAUUCCUUCUGGAAGUCCUAAUUUUUCCUGCGGAGGUCAGAAAGCUGAAAAUGUGAAUGUUAGGGUGGAAAGAAGAUCUUUAGAAUCGAAUAAAAACUCUAAUGACAAGGUAGGAAAAACAGUUGCGGUGAACUCGGUUGCAUUGAUUUGUUUAGAUAGUGAUGAUGAAAGUGAUUCAGAAUCUCCUGGUGAGGUUAUGGACAGGAUGCCGAUGAAUUACAGGAACAAAGUAAAAGAAGUGAAAUGGGAAUCUGUGGCCGAUAUGCUUUCUUCUUUUGGAAAGGACUCCGAGCUAUGUAUGAGAGCUGUUUGUGCUCUCUAUCGACAUCAAACCUCUGAAGAAAAAUCUUCGAAGGGGUUGUUUCGUAACUUUGAUGCAGUCAGGAUCAAAACCUUGGCAGAGUUUCUAAUGAAUGGGGACUGCAAAGGUGAGCUACAGAAAUCCGUGAAGGAGUUGGAGGAGGAAUAUACCUCUGAAGCGCUAGAAGACUGCAAGAGGCUAGCGAGUAGCUACUCGAAGCAGUUAUUCAGUAUCUACAAGGACAAACAAGAUCCUUUGUUUCUUCCUACUUCAACUGCGAGCUGUUGAGGGAAAUGGAGUAGUCAGGAUAAAAGACUUUGCAGAAGAAGCUGAAGUAUAUAUAAGUAGUAGUGUAGUGGCUGCAAGAGCUGUCUCUAACAAACUACCGAGUAGGAUAUGGUAGAGGUAUCCUGCUCCUUUUGAGUUGGUAAGUUCCUAACCUGUUUUGGUUCACUUUAUCUAUUGAAGUGAAGAAGAAAAGAAAGAAAAUGUCUUGGCAAUAUCUUGGAGGAACUUAUUCCCUGAUUAAUGCAUACAUGAUUUGAUAAAGGUAUAGACAAACACUACCUGAAUCUGUAGCAUCUUAAUUGUAAUGAAAAAAGUAAACGAGUAUUUACUGUUAUGUUUUAGUAGUCUAUAUGUUGACUCCUUCACAUACUCUAUCUUUUAGUAUAGAUUCAAAGACGAAUUGC